UGAGGCGGGGAGAGGGCUAUCAGGCAACCCCACCGCACCACCGGAACCACCACCUCACAAACACCGUCACCAAACGCCGACUUAAUACCCUUAAAAGCGACCCGAUCCCCAGUCCGGGCAACGCAAACCCCCACAUUCCUCCGCUGCUGCUGCGUCGCGCGCGCGUGUGUGCAGUGCACCGCCCGUUCGCGGAGCCGAUUGAUUUUACAACACCGCGCUCGCUCGCGGUCGCGGGGGGGGCGGAAGCUGGUACUACUCGCUAUCAUGAACGGUGGCAUUGGCGACGCGCUGAUGCAGCCGCAGCACGUGCAGGUCAUGUCGUCGUCGUUGCCGAUGGUGGCGUCGACGUUCGUGGCGGAGCCGGCGGCGGCGGCCAACAAGCCGAGGGCCGCGGGGCUGCCGCCCACGCCGCCGCAGGUGUUCGCCGCCCAGCGCGCGGCGGCGGCGGCGGGCGGCGACGUGUGCAUGGAGGAGUCGGCGCAGGGGGGUGGUGGCGGGCUGCCGCCGCGCAAGGCGCACCGCCGCUCCAGCAGCGACGUGCCGUUCGGGUACCUGGCCGGGCAGCACCAGCUCCUGCCGCCCAAGGUGGAGGCCGGGUGGGGCCACCUCGGCGCCGGCGCCGGCGGCGCGGCGGCCGCCGAUGACCUGUUCAACGCGUACCUGAACCUGGAGGGGCUGGACGGGCUCAACUCCUCCGACGACCGCCACGACGAAGGGGACAGCCGCGGGAGCAGCAUCAAGACCAACGGCGCCGACAGCAGCGAGAACGAGUCGGAGGAGUGCGCCGACGACACCCGCGGCGGGAUCCGCCUCUGGUCCGCCGACGGCGGCGAGAGGAGGGAGGGCGUCAAGAGGAACGCCGCGGGGGAGCCGGCCACCGCGCCGCUGGCCCGUCACGCCAGGAGCCUCUCCAUGGACAGCCUCAUCGGGAAGUUCAACUUCACGGCGGGGACGGCGGCGGCUGCGGGGAACGGUGUCGCGUUGGGGCCGAACAGGUUCAGCCUGGAAUUCGGCAGCGGCGAGUUCACCCCCUCCGAGAUGAAGAAGAUCAUGGCCGACGAGAAGCUGGCCGAGAUGGCGCUCGCCGACCCAAAGCGCGUCAAGAGGGUGCUGGCGAACAGGCAGUCGGCGGCGAGGUCCAAGGAGAGGAAGAUGAGGUACAUUGCGGAGCUGGAGCAGAAGGUGCAGAUCCUGCAGUCGGAGGCGACCAAUCUGUCCGCGCAGCUCACGAUGAUGCAGCGCGACUCGGCGGGGCUCGCGACGCAGAACAACGAGCUCAAGUUCAGGCUGCAUGCCAUGGAGCAGCAGGCGCAGCUGCGCGACGCGCUGAAUGAGGCCCUGACAACCGAAGUCCAACGCCUAAAACUCGCCACCGCUGAGCUCGGCGAUUCUUGCUCGUCCAGCAGUCUAGCUCAGCAGAUCCAACUCAAUGCUCAGAAUCAGAUGUUUCAACUGCAGCAGCAGCAGGCUACGCAGAUACCAUUCUAUCAACUGCAGCAGUCACAACAGAACGGUGCAGCGAAGAACAAUGAAUCAAAAGAAUGAUUCCAGAGGCAUUUUGGGCUGGUUCAUGGAAAGAGAAUAUUGGUUUAGAUGAGCGCAAUUCGCAUAUUCCUAACUCAUUUGUUUUAAUGUUGUUAAUAAUCACCUUGCAUUUUUCUAGUAGGUGGUGGUUGGUGAACCUCCUUUUACCUUUCUAUGUUCAUUGAUUCUUUGGAUGAUACAGUUGUCAUUUUUAAGUUACCAAACUGAUGAAGUUGUAGGUGAUUGUUAUUCUUUUGUACUAAUAUCUAUGUCGAGUAUUUUGAGUA
Molecule: messenger RNA, 1811 nt
Organism: Oryza sativa Japonica Group (Japanese rice)
Lineage: Eukaryota; Viridiplantae; Streptophyta; Magnoliopsida; Poales; Poaceae
Product: bZIP transcription factor 29
Biological process (GO): regulation of DNA-templated transcription
Cellular component (GO): nucleus
Molecular function (GO): DNA-binding transcription factor activity
Source: RefSeq, a predicted model, not a curated record